GUGAUGAAGGAGACAACUUCUAUGUGAUUGACCAAGGAGAAGUGGAUGUAUAUGUGAAUGGUGAAUGGGUGACUAGUAUUGGAGAGGGUGGUAGUUUUGGAGAACUGGCUCUGAUAUACGGGACUCCUCGAGCUGCUACUGUGAAGGCCAAGACUGACCUGAAACUCUGGGGCAUCGACAGAGACAGCUACCGGCGCAUCCUCAUGGGAAGCACGCUGAGGAAGAGGAAGAUGUAUGAGGAGUUCCUCAGCAAGGUGUCUAUACUCGAAUCGCUGGAUAAGUGGGAGAGGCUGACGGUGGCUGAUGCUCUGGAGCCUGUGCAGUUUGAAGAUGGAGAGAAGAUCGUAGUGCAGGGAGAGCCAGGAGAUGAUUUCUUCAUCAUAACAGAGGGUACGGCGUCUGUUCUGCAGCGCAGGUCUGAUAACGAGGAAUACGUUGAAGUGGGCCGCCUGGGUCCAUCAGACUACUUCGGUGAGAUAGCGCUGCUGCUGAACAGACCCCGUGCAGCAACAGUCGUGGCCAGAGGUCCACUCAAGUGUGUGAAGUUGGACCGUCCGCGUUUCGAGCGCGUCCUCGGGCCCUGCUCUGAGAUCCUCAAGAGGAACAUUCAGAGAUAUAACAGCUUCAUUUCUCUCACAGUCUAACCCGGCCGUCUGAAACGCGUUGCCGUCAGGUUAUCCGGGUGCCUGGUUGCAUAAAAUAACGUGACGUUCUCCACCAGUUCUGCUUAAAUCAUUAGCUUCAGUAUUGCUGAGUUGUUCAGAAUGGAUUCAGCAGUAGAUAAUAAAAACGACUUCUUUUAUGCA
This is a messenger RNA of Danio rerio (zebrafish), 806 nucleotides long. It is a transcript of the gene prkar1b, whose product is annotated as protein kinase, cAMP-dependent, regulatory, type I, beta. The record is from RefSeq and is marked provisional. Gene Ontology annotation, molecular function: cAMP-dependent protein kinase regulator activity; protein serine/threonine kinase activity. Gene Ontology annotation, cellular component: cAMP-dependent protein kinase complex; plasma membrane. Lineage: Eukaryota; Metazoa; Chordata; Actinopteri; Cypriniformes; Danionidae.